UUUGAAAGAGCAGCGCGCGCAGCCCGGGCCUGCACGUAAGCAGGAAGAGAAGAUGGCGGCUGUUUUGGAGCACAGUCUCGUGGAGAUCUGCGGGUUCGGGCGGGAAGCAGAACGGCGGUUCCGAGAGGUCAUAGUGAGUCCAGGUGUUAGCGCUCCCUCCGGUGGGCUGAAGUUUCCAGACAGCGCUGGAGCUUUCCAUUAUGAAGAGAGCGGCAAGCUGCUGUCCGUCACCAGCAACCGCUUCGUCCACUGGUGGACGUCAGCGGACACGGUGCAGCUGGUGGAGGAGUCUCUGGACACCAACCUGCUGAAUAACGCCAUCAGACUGAAAUUCAGCUGCUGCAGCGUUCUGCCGGGCGGAGUCACCAUCCAGGAGACCCUAAACAACGUCGUCAUUCUCAUCUGCACCAAUCAGAGUGUCCACAGGCUGGUGCUUCCUCAUCCGGCGCGCAUGUACCGCAGCGAGCUGGUGACGGAGCGCCACAUGCAGUCCAUCUUCACCGACGUCAUGAAGCUGGACCUCCAGGACCCGGCCAGCUGCGCCCUGAUCCCCGGCUGGGCGGGGCACGCCGCCGUUCCCGGCGCUGUGUCGGCGUGGCUCAGCUUCCACGGAGACGCUCACUUCGCCCUGGGCUCGCCUGCAGGAGGCAUCACCGUGGUGACGCUGCCACCCCACGACUCGCAGGGCAGCGCGUCGGUGGUGGAGCUGAAGAGGAGCUCCGUGAUGAGGAGGAUCUCCGGCUGGAUGCCCACCGCCAUCCGGGGGGAGCAGAGUCCGCCGGACCGGGUUCUGAGCCUGGCGGUGCGGGAGGAGGAGGAGGAUUCGCUGAUCUUCGCUCUUUGUCAGGAUCACCGGCUGCGCAUGUGGUCGCUCACGGAGCAGUCGUGUCUCCUGGAGGCCGACAUGUUGGAGUACAUGCCGGCCUGUAAGGGCGUGAGGCGGCUGUCGGGUCAGGGGCACCGUCUGAGGCUGGCCUUCUCGCCCAGAACCGGGCUGUGUCUCUGCGUCUACCUGGCCGUCCCGCAGAGAGGACAGUUCAUCGUCCUGCAGCUCGUCGGCACAGACAACAGCCGCUACAGCCUGGAACACAUCUCCUCUCUGUUCAGCACUCAGGAAGCUCUGGUGGACUUCACUCUGACCCCGACCGACGUCUGGGCUCUGUGGGAGGACGAGUCCAACUCGGCUCUGGUCAAAUACAUCAACUUCGAACACAACACGGCGGGUCAGUGGAACCAGGUGUUUGUUCAGCCCCCACCGGAGGAAGAAGUCUCCGUAGGGGUGGAUCUGGACCCCAGGGAGACCUACCUGGAGCUGCUCUUCUCUCCGCUGCGCUUCACUGCGUCGGCCAUCGUCAGAGCCCUGCAGAUCUUCCGACGCGGCUCUGAGAGGAUCCCGGAUGCGUCCUGGGAGAACCUGAAGAAGGAGGUGACCCAGGCUGUGGAGAGCGAGCUGCAGAGCAGCGUCACAGAGUUCGAGUUUUCUCAGGAGGAGUACCGACAGCUGCAGGUGGAGUUCUGGUCCCGGUUCUACUCCUGCUGUCUGCAGUACCAGGAGGUGGAGUCCACGCCGCUGGGCCUGACGGUCUGCCAGCAAACCGGGAUGGCCUGCUUGCUCCGUAAGGGCUUCGUGUCGUUCCUGCUGCCGUGUUUCGCCGUGGAUCACCUGUACCUGUCCUACGAUCAGUACCUGCAGUCUGAGGAGGACACGCCCAUCAGCGACGACCCGGAUGUGGCCCGAGACGUCCUGCAGCUGGUCCGGACCCUGCGGCUCGUCAGCGACACCGUUUCUGCGGAGAUGGCGUACGAGAUGGAGAAAGCUCUGGAGUAUCUGCAGACGCCCGAGAGGGCCGCCGAGCUGGUCCUGGAGAACAUGGUGUGCAACGACAAGGACGGCGUGAUCGAAGACAUCCAGAACAAACUGCAGGACAUCCGGAACCCCUCGGUAGCCAUGAUGGCUCUGCUGAGGGAGCUGGACCUGGAGACCGACUCGGAGCUGGGUGGAGACGGGCCCGUCGCUCCAGGCCUGAGCGUCAGGAUGAGCCUGUCUCAGCUCUACGGCAGCAACUGUGCCGUCUCCGUCGUCUGCCAGGCUGUCUGCCACAUGGCCAUGACCCGGGCCCAGUUCUGCAGAGACCUGCUCAUACUGCAGAAACUCUACCUGCACUUCGGAGACAACGUGUUCCUGGGCGGGGGAGCCCAGCUGCUCCAGCUCCAGCAGGAUCUCAUUCCCCGGACCUCCCACCUCCUCUCCUCCUAUCACCUCCUCAAAGGCGUCAGUCAGAGCCUCGCCUCCUCCGUUCCCAUGGACGCCAUAGACGUGAACCUGCAGCACCUCACUGCGCUGGAGCUGUCGGACACGCCGAGCGUGUCGACGGGUCGAUCAGCGCUGAGCCCUCAGACGGUGCUGGAGCUCUUCUAUCAGACAGCGGCCCGGAGGAUCAUCAUCUCCCAGAUAUUUUCCCUGCAGAACACCGACUCUCCGCUCAUCUGGACCCACAUGAUCUCCAGCCUGGUCCAGCUGCUAGCCCAGCUCAUCUGGCCCAGUAACCCCGGCUUCCAGUUCCCAGAGUGUCUGAUGGCCAACUGUCAGUUUACGCAGCUGCAGGAUUACGUGCGUCUGAUUGGCCCGUGGUGUCAGGUGAACAUCGGUUCGUGCCGCUUCAUGCUGGCUCAGUGUUACCUGGCCGACGGCGAGGGCCAGAAGGCCCUGCGGUGUUUCCAGGAGGCGGCGACAGAGGUGGAGAGGGAGGAGUUCCUAAGGAAGCUGACAGGUAGCGAGGACGAGGAGGCGGCGACCAGUCCGAGGUUGCAGUACUACAACAAGGUGCUGCGGCUGCUGGAGGACGUGGGCCUACCCGAGCUCGUCAUCCAGCUCGCCUCUCUGGCCAUAGCCGAGGCGGAUGACGACGUCCACUGUCAGGCGGCGCUGUGGACCAGGAUCUUCAAGCAUCACCUGGAUCUGGGACACAACAGCGAAGCUUAUGAAGCUCUCACCCAGAACCCCGACAGCAGCAUGCAGCUGGAUUGUCUCCGCCAGCUGGUCGUGGUUCUCUGUGAACGUUCCCAGCUGCAGGAUCUGGUCCAGUUUCCCUACACGAACCUUCACGAUGAGGUCGUCGGCAUCAUCGAGUCUCGCGCUCGCGGUCUGGAUCUGCUGGCACACAACUACUACGAGCUGCUGUACGCCUUCCACAUCACCCGACACAACUACAGGAAAGCGGGGACGGUCAUGUUUGAGUUCGGGAUGCGCCUCGGUAGGGAGGUCCGGACUCGACUCGGCCUCCAGAAACAGGUGAACUGCUACCUCGCUGCGCUCAACUGCCUGCGCCUCAUCAGGCCCGAGUACGCCUGGAUCGUCCAGCCGGUGUCCGGGACCAUGUACGGGCGACCCGGGGCGUCCCCGAAGAGGAACUCGGACGGAGAGUUUCCAGCAGAACCAGCUGCAGGUAGACGGCAGGUGGACAUCCUGGAGCUCUGCGACCUGGAGAAGGAGUACUUCCUGUCCCGCGCUCGCCUCACGCUCGCUCAGCACCACCCGCCGUCUGCAGCCAUCGCCGGUGGGGCGUCUGCGCAGGAGCUCGUUCAACUCCUGGUCCAAACUGGACUCUUUGACUCGGCUCUGUCUCUGAGCCGCAUCUUCAAACUGGAUCUGAGUCCCAUCUUCGACACCCUGACCUUCAAGUGCAUCCAGCUGCAGUCUGGGGGGGAGGAGCCUCAGAGCGAAGCUUGGGGCUGGUUGGCGGCUAACCAGCUAUCAGUCGUUAACACUAAAGAGUCUAGCGCCACAGACGAGGCGUGGCGGCUGCUGGCCUCCUACCUGGACAGGUAUCCGUCCACCAACGGGCAGCAUCACCGCCACGUCAUCCACAAGCUGCUGUCGCACGGCAUCCCGCUUCCUGAUUGGCUGCUUAAGUCCUACAAGUGUGUUGACGCUCCCUCGCUGCUGCGUCUCCUCCUGAACUUUGACCUCCUGGAAACGGCUGCGGAGCUGGUGUUGGAGUACGUGGACGCCGUCCUCGGCCGCGGACACCAGUACUUUGGCAUCGAGCGGCCGCUCUCGGCCACGUCUCCGCCCGCCUGGCUGCCGUACACCGCCAUCGAUCAGCUGCUGCACGCUCUGAGCGAGACACAGACGCACAGCAGCCUUCACAAUAAAGUCCGAAACAAACUGGACGAGUACCACAACGUUGUCCAACAGACGACAGAACGCCGACUUGCCGCUCAGAGACGAGUGGCAGCAUGAGACAAGUCACUGCCAACCUCACCAUUGACCAGUUUUCUAUUUGUUUUUUUUAUGUGUAAAUCUUCUAAUUAAAGUGUUUUCUAAUGUUUGA
Messenger RNA from Fundulus heteroclitus (mummichog), 4334 nucleotides. It is a transcript of the gene nup160, whose product is annotated as nucleoporin 160. Gene Ontology annotation, cellular component: nuclear pore. The coding region runs from base 53 to 4243 and encodes 1396 amino acids. The record is from RefSeq and is a predicted model, not a curated record. Lineage: Eukaryota; Metazoa; Chordata; Actinopteri; Cyprinodontiformes; Fundulidae. Gene Ontology annotation, molecular function: structural constituent of nuclear pore. The transcript is spliced from 34 exons.